Messenger RNA from Hibiscus syriacus, 5569 nucleotides. RefSeq names its product DNA repair protein RAD50-like. Gene Ontology annotation, biological process: chromosome organization involved in meiotic cell cycle; double-strand break repair; telomere maintenance via recombination. Gene Ontology annotation, molecular function: double-stranded telomeric DNA binding; RNA-DNA hybrid ribonuclease activity; ATP hydrolysis activity. NCBI's taxonomy places the organism in Eukaryota, Viridiplantae, Streptophyta, Magnoliopsida, Malvales, Malvaceae. The record is from RefSeq and is a predicted model, not a curated record. Gene Ontology annotation, cellular component: condensed nuclear chromosome; Mre11 complex.
GGCCCUCCUCUUUUCCCUUCUUUUUUGCUUCCUUUCAAUCCCUACAAUGAUUCAGAGCAUAUAUUUCCAGUCUUAUCUUCUGCUCAAGUAAACCCGCUAUAAUCAUAACCCAUGUUUUGUUUUGCAUGAAACCUUACUUUCUUUUCACAGCUUUCACGAGUUUGCUUAAUCGUCAGUGAGCUAAACCACAAACUCAGAAUUUGAUAAAAAAACCCGAAGAGAGAAGAUGAGCACGGUGGAUAAAAUGCUGAUAAAAGGAAUCCGGAGCUUCGACCCGAAAAAAAACGUCAUCACUUUCUUUAAACCCCUAACCCUAAUCGUUGGACACAAUGGCGCUGGCAAAACUACAAUUAUAGAGUGUUUGAAGCUUUCUUGCACUGGAGAGUUGCCUCCAAAUGCAAGGUCCGGCCAUAGUUUCAUUCAUGAUCCCAAGGUUGCAGGGGAGACGGAGACAAAAGGUCAAAUUAAGCUCCGGUUUAAGACAGCAGCGGGAAAAGAUGUGGUCUGUAUAAGGUCAUUCCAAUUGACGCUAAAGGCUUCUAAGAUGGAGUAUAAAGCAAUCGAGAGUGUUCUUCAGACGCUAAAUUCUCACACUGGAGAGAAAGAAUGCCUCAGCUACAGAUGUGCUGACAUGGACCGAGAAAUCCCAGCUUUGAUGAGUGUCUCAAAAGCUAUUCUGGAGAAUGUGAUUUUUGUUCACCAAGAUGAGGCCAAUUGGGCUUUACAAGAUCCUUCGACUUUGAAAAAGAAGUUUGAUGAUAUAUUUUCAGCUACUAGAUAUACAAAAGCCUUGGAGGAUAAAAAGCUUCACAAAGAUCAGGCUCAAGAGAUAAAGGCAUACAAGCUGAAACUGGAACACUUACAGACCUUGAAAGAUGCUGCAUAUAAGCUUCGAGAAAGCAUUUCUCAGAACCAAGAAAAAACAGAAUCAUUGAAAAGCCAAAUGCAAGUCUUGGAGAAAAUCAUUGAUGACCUGGAUGCUAAGAUUCAUAAUGCCGAGUUAACCCUGAAGGAUCUACGAAAGCUAGAGGACCAGAAAUCAACAAAGACUGCUGAAAGGAGCACUUUGUUCAAGGAACAGCAGAGACAAUAUGCAGCUCUUGCUGAGGAAAAUGAAGAUACUGAUGAAGAGUUGAUGGAAUGGAAAACCAAGUUUGACGAGAGGAUUAUGUUAUUGGAUAAUAAAAUUCAGAAAAUGGGGCGUAACCAGCAGGACUUGGAUGAAGAGAGCUCUGCUUAUCGGCGUAAAUUAAAUAAGUGUACUGAGGAGAUUGGCAAACUUCAAAGGGAUGCUGAGGUACCCUUGUGAUGUCAAAAAAAGACAGAUUCUGCCAUUGAACGAUUGUUUGCACGAUUCAAUUUAGGAUCUACUCCGAAUAGUCCUUUUAGCGAUGAAGUUGCUUUGAACCUCAUGAGCCAAAUAGAAGUGAGGUUAAUGGAUCUCAAUAAAGAUUUGGAUGAGAAAAAGCAAUCAAAUGACCAGAAGCUAAAGACUGCUUGGGAUUGCUACCUGGGUGCCAGUGAGCGUUGCAACAUUGCUGAGGCUCAGAAGAAGGCAAAAUCAGAAAUCAAUUGUUCUGUUUUGAAACGUUUGGAAGAGACAAAAAGUAAUUGUGAUUCUCUUGAAAUUCAAAUUUCUGACGUCAAUAUUUCUCUCCUUGAUGAAAGAGAAAAGAAUAUGGUGAGUAUAGUCUUGCUCAAGAAAGAAAAACAACUGGAUGAACGAAACCACGACGAAAUCAUACAACAAAAGCAGCAGGAGGUGUUUGCCAUAGAUCAGAAGAUUAAGGUACUUGGUCAUGAGAGAAACCUUGCUGCUAAUGAUGCCAAAGAGAGAAUGGAGCUAUCUAUAAAAAAGAGAGAAUUGGAGGAUAAGAAGAAACAACAAAAUAGAUGUAUUGAAGAGUACAAAGACAGGAUUAGAGUAGUGCUAAAAGGGAGGGUUCCUCCUGACAAAGAUCUGAAAAGGGAAGUUACCCAAGCUUUAAGGGCUGUUCAAAUGGAGUAUGAUGACUUGAGCACAAAAUCCAGUGAAGCUGAGAAGGAAGUAAACAUGUUGCAGAUGAAAAUAGAUGAUAUUAAUAAUAAUCUAAAUUUGAUGAAUAGAGCACUUCUAGAAAAAUGGACUUGGAGGUUUGCAAAUGAAAUGGGGUCUGUCUGGAGGGAUCUUAUUUGUUCUAAAUAUAAUUUGGACCCUUCUUUGUUAUUGUUUGAUAGUAAGACUCCAAACAGAGUAUCUUGGAUUUGGAGAUCAGUGGUUAAUAACCACUUUAAAGAUGACCCUAUCGGCUCAAAGUUAAGAAGUUUGUAUUCUUUUUUAGUUGGGGAUGGUAAAUUUAUUCGAUUAUGGCUGGACAUUUGGGCUUUGGAUUAUCCACUUCUAUUAAUUUUCCCUAGAUUGUUUUCCAUUCGAUUAACAAAACAGGCAAAUUAUUUGAGUUUGGGGAGUAUAGCUCUUUCGGCUGGAUUUGGGAUGUGCAGGUCUGGGGAUGGGGUGUUCACUGUGAAAUCUGCUGUCAAUCUAUGCUCAUCAGGUUCUUUAUGUUCGGAUGAGGCCUACUUCUGGAGUAAGAUUGUUUGGAGGGGUCAGCUGCCACCAAAAGUGGAGUCCUUUUUGUGGCAGGAAGAGUCUCCUUCACAUUUGUUAUUCUCAUGUUCGGUGGUGUGGGCUGUUUGGAAUAAAUUUCUCAACUUCUGGAAGAUUCAAACUGUUUUUCAUUAUAAUGCUAAAAGAGGAAAGUUGGAUGAGGUUGAAUUCUUCUUCUUAGCAAGGUUUAGGCUUGCUUCAUGGUUCCUAGCGAAGAAUAAAGGGGUGUAUAUUCUUAAAGACUCUCUCAUUUCAGACCCCUCCUUAGGGGACGUUUGUUCAACCCAUUCUAAUAUGAUUGUGUCUACUAUUCCGUGGCAUCCUCCUCCUAUGGGUUUUGUGAAAAUUAAUGUUGAUGCAACUACGACUAAGGAUUGGAAGAAGAGUGGUUUAGGAGGAGUUUUAAAAGAUUUCUCUGGAACUACAUUAGGGUCUUUCAAGGAGCCUGCAGGUCCGGGGCCUCCAACAUUUAUGGAGUUAAAAGCUAUUCAAAAUGGGCUAAUGUUCUAUGCUGAUUUUCGAGCGAGGAUCAAAGACAGGUUGAUUAUUGAAAGUGACAGCAAAAUGGCAGUGGACUGGGUUAAGGGGGAUGAAUUAUGUCCUCAUGUUUAUGCUUAUUUGGUUACAGACAUUGUUUACUGGCUUAAUAUGUUCGAUGGUGUGGUUAGAUGGCCUGUGGCUUCGAAAGAGCUUAAGAUCAAUUUACUCAUUAGUUUUUCUUGUGUUUUCUUUUGUCAUCUAAAUUCAGCUAGGAAGAGAUUUCUUGAAGCCAGAUUAAAUUCUUUGGAGAAACAAGCUUCUACCAUUGAUUCCUACCCAAAAGUACUGGAGACUGCACAGGAGAAAAAAGAUAUCCAUAAAAGCAAAUACAACAUUGCAGAUGGCAUGAGGCAAAUGUUUGAUCCAUUUGAAAGAGUUGCCCGUGCUCAUCAUGUUUGCCCCUGCUGUGAGCGUCCUUUUUCUGCUGAAGAAGAAGAUGAGUUUGUUAAGAAGCAAAGAGUCAAGGCAGCUAGUUCAGCUGAACAUAUGAAAGUGUUGGCAGUGGAAUCAUCAAAUGCCGAGUCUUACUUUCAGCAGUUGGACAAGCUUCGAAUGGUUUAUGAGGAAUAUAAUAAAACUGUAAAGGAGACAAUUCCUCUUGCUGAGAAAACUUUGCACGAACUAACUGAAGAGCUGGAUCAAAAGUCUCAAGCCCAUUAUGAUGUGUUAAGUGUUUUAGCCCAAGUAAAGACAGACAAGGAUGCUAUUGAGACUUUGAUGGGACCUGUUGAAACGGCUGACAGGCUUUUUCAAGAAACGGGGUUUAAAGCAGAAGUUGAACAUUUGGAAUGUAAGUUUGACAUCGGAGGGCAAGGUGGUGCUAGAACUGUGGAAGAGAUCCAAUUGGAGCUAAACAAUUUGCAAAGCAGAAGGGAUGCUUUAUAUAAUGCUGUGGAGGACUUAAGGGCAGAACAGAGGUACAUGGAGAAGGAUUUGCAAAGCAUUCAGGUGCAUUGGCACGAUGCAAGGGAGAAAAAGGUGGAGGUGGCUAACACAUUGCGUGAUUUUAAAAAGGCAGAAGAAGAGAUAGAGCUCUUGUCUGAGGAGAGACGUCAACUUGAUCUUGAGGAGAAGCAUUUAGCAGAGGCUCUCAACUCGGUAGUCAAGGAGAAGGAAUCAUUAUUGAAUGACUAUGAUUGCUUGAAAGUAAAACUCGAUGAGGAAUAUGAGCAACAGCAGGAACUUAGACGCUCACAUCGGCAUGAAGCUGAAGAACUCUAUGAAAUUAACAGAAAGAUUAAAGCGUAUUAUGAUUUAAAGAAGGGGGAGAAGCUGAAGGAACUGCAAGAACAGAAGUCUCUGAUGGAAUCUCAACUUCUCAGCUAUGAUGCUAGGAAACAGGAAAUAUUGGCUGAGCUAAACAAAAGCAAAGACUUGAUGCGCAAUCAAGAUCAACUAAGACGUAACAUUGAGGAUAAUAUGAAUUACAGGAAAAUAAAAGCUGAUGUAGAUGUGCUUACUCGUGAAAUUGAGUUACUGCAAGAGAGAAUAAUGGAGAUUGGAGGUAUUUCCAAAUUUGAAGGCGAACUCCGAAAAGUUUCUGAAGAAAGGGAGCGACUUCUAUCAGAGCUCAACAGAUGCCGAGGAACAAUGUCCGUUUACCAGAAUAAUAUCUCGAAGGACAAGGCUGAUCUUAAACAAGCGCAAUACAAGGACAUUGACAAGCGGUACUUUGAUCAGCUAAUCCAGCUUAAGACAACUGAGAUGGCAAACAAGGACCUGGACAGAUACCACAACGCACUUGACAAAGCACUCAUGCGCUUCCAUUCUAUGAAAAUGGAGGAAAUAAACAAAAUUAUAAGAGAAUUGUGGCAGCAGACAUACAGAGGGCAAGAUAUAGAUUGUAUUAGCAUUCAUUCAGAUUCUCAAGGUGCUGGAACUCGUUCUUACAGCUAUAAAGUUCUUAUGCAAACUGGUGAUGCUGAGCUUGAAAUGAGAGGACGAUGUAGUGCGGGUCAAAAGGUCCUUGCUUCUCUAAUCAUACGGUUGGCUUUAGCUGAGACGUUUUGCCUCAACUGUGGAAUCUUAGCACUAGACGAACCAACCACAAAUUUGGAUGGCCCGAAUGCUGAGAGUCUGGCAGCAGCUCUCCUUAGAAUCAUGGAGGACAGAAAGGGCCAGGAGAAUUUUCAGCUCAUAGUAAUCACUCACAACGAACGUUUUGCUCAACUGAUCGGUCAACGGCAACAUGCAGAGAGAUACUAUCGGGUCACCAAAGAUGAUCUUCAGCAUAGUAUAAUUGAAGCCCAGGAAAUCUUUGAUUGAAUUUUUUCAAAGGGUUUUUCCGAUACAUCACUGAGUGCCGAGAUUGAGGCAGCAUGCGACGGAUGCGACUCCAGAAAUCGAAGUGAGAGAUUUGUUUGUUAUGCAGUAAAUUCAUUGAAGAAUAUAGAGAAUUGUCGCCAAAAUUGUGAAUGUGAAAUGUCGUGUUUGUUUGUUCUA